Messenger RNA from Amaranthus tricolor (Joseph's coat), 2477 nucleotides. RefSeq names its product protein FAR1-RELATED SEQUENCE 5-like. Gene Ontology annotation, biological process: regulation of DNA-templated transcription. Lineage: Eukaryota; Viridiplantae; Streptophyta; Magnoliopsida; Caryophyllales; Amaranthaceae. Bases 516 to 2477 code for a protein of 653 amino acids. The transcript has 5 exons. The record is from RefSeq and is a predicted model, not a curated record. Gene Ontology annotation, molecular function: zinc ion binding.
CUAAUGGUCUAGAUAUCAAGCCGGAAAAAAUAGGGCAAAAAAAAAAAAGCCGGAAGAACACAAGCGCCUUCUCUCUUCCAAGCUAUACUCUUCGAAAAACCUUCAAAACCUUCGAAAAACCUUCGAAAAACCUUUGAUUUCUUCUGCGAAAUCUUCCUCUUCUAUUGAAUUAAGGUAUGCAAAUUAGAAAUUUACCAUUUUAUAGUUUUUAUUUUUCGAUUUGUUUUGAUUCAUUUUUUAGUUUUCGUUUUCUUCUGCGAAAAUUUCCUCUUCUCUUGAUUACUUAGUCUGUCAAAAAUCUUUACUUGUUUUCGUUUUCUUAUGUGUACCUUUUACAAAUUCAGAUUUGUUUUGAUUGAUUUCUUAGUUUUUCAUUUUCGUUUUCGAUUUAGUAUCUUCAAAACUGAGAGUCAGAUUUUCAUUUUCGUUUUUCUUUGUUGAUUUUGAUUUACAGACUCAGAUCUUGAUGUGAAUCUUCUUGUUGAUUUUGAUUAACAGACUCAGAUUGAGAUACUAUGGAAGAUUUACAAAAAGUGCUAAAUGUGGAAGAUUCACCAAAAACUUCCAACAAUGAAAAAGAAUUGUCAGAAGGGACUCAAACUCCAAGAACUAUUACACAAGUUACCCCAAAUGGUUCAACCCUGUGGAUUCCUCAUUGUGAGUUUGAUAAAAAGCCAUUUGUUGGUAUGGCUUUUGAAAACUUAGAGAAAGCCUUAGAUUUUUAUGGUAAAUAUGCUGAAAUUUGCGGUUUUGAUAUACGUUCAUCUACUACCUACAAAAAAAAGGGUAUUGUUUUUUUAAAAUAUUUUGUUUGUAGUAGGGAGGGUAUCAUAAAACCUAACCCUAAGAAAAGUGCAGAUGUUGUUGCACGUUAUAAGAGAUCAACCAAAAGAAUUGGUUGUAAAGCUAGAUUGAUUUUGAAAUAUGACAUAGCGAAGAGAACAUACCAUGUUUUAAAAUUCGAAGAGGCGCACAAUCAUUGUCUAGUUAGCCCUACAUCGCGUCAAUUUUUAUUGGGUAAUAGGAAAAUGACUUUGUUGCACAAAAAUUUCAUAUCUAAGAAUGCACGGGUUAAUAUAGGACCGGUCAAAUCCUUUAGAUUGUUUAAGGAAAAUGUCGGGAGUUAUGAGAAUGUGGGAGUGACAAUGCAAGAUUUUAAGAAUUUCCAUAGGGAUUUGAAAGCAUAUAUCAAAGGAGAUGAUGGGAAGAUGUUGAUCGAGAAUUUUAUCAGAAAAAGAGAUAUUUACACGGGGUUUUAUUUUGAUUAUGCUUUAGAUGAGGAGGACCACAUAUCACGUUUAUUUUGGGCCGAUGCGAUAAGUAGAAAGAAUUAUUGUUUAUUUGGAGAAAUGGUUACUUUUGAUUGUACUUAUAACACCAAUAAGUAUAGCAUGGUUUUAGCCCCUUUUACCGGAGUAGAUCAUCAUAAGUCUUGUAUUACAUUUGGUAUAGGUUUAUUAGCUAAGGAAGAUAGUGAAUCUUUUGAGUGGUUAUUUAGAACUUUUUUACAUUGUAUGGGGGAGUGUAUGCCAACAUAUUUGAUAACUGAUCAAGACCCUGCAAUGAAAAUUGCGAUUAAAAAUAGGUACAAACAAGAUAAGCUCAAUGCUGAAUCACUUCACACAAACCCACAAUAUAAAACACCAUUGCCGAUUGAAAAACAUGCCGGUGAAGUCUAUACUAGAAAAAUUUUUUUUCUUUUUCAAAAUGAAGUUUAUAAGUCUUGUUUCAAAACUUAUAUUCAAAGUAUUGAAAAGAAUGAAAGUGUGGAAAGUAUAACUGUUUUGGACUCAACGGUAAGUAAGAUGUACAAGGUGAAUUUUAUACUGGGAAGUUCGAUUGACGAGUUGAAGGUAGAUUGUGAUUGCAAGUUAUUUAAACGGAUAGGAAUAUUAUGUUCCCAUGCGAUUUGUGUUAUGAGUGCAAGACAAAUAACACAAAUACCAAAGCAAUAUGUUUUAGAUCGUUGGACGAAGCUAGCAUUAAAGAAGCCUAUUUUUGAUUUGCAUGGGAAUCUGAUUGAAGAGAGCAAAAAGUGUAACAACGUGGGGAAGUUGUUGGGGGAAGUUUGGUGUGAAAUAUUCAAUUGUGUAGGUUUAGCUCAACGGAGUGAGAGUGAUUUACAAUCACUUUUACAAAACCUAAAAGAUAUUAGUAGAAAAUUGGAGGAAAGUGAUGAUGUGAGGGUGGACAUUACUAAAGAGCAACAAAUCGAAUUGUUAGUAGGCACAAGUUCAUCUUCGACAAUGGAAAUACAAAACCCAAUCCAAUCAAAGAACAAAGGAAAAAGUCGAAAUUGCCCAUCAACAAAAGAUACCCCACUUAAGCUACUGUCUUCUGUACAUUUGACUGGUUAUGCACACGGAUGUUCUGCUGGAUUCAUAGCAUCCUCCUUACUAGUGGAUGCACAAGGUUUAGGAACAUCAGCUGUUACUGCAAUUUUAGGAUUCCUACAUGCUGCUAAAUUUGCCCAUUAA